AUCGUCGCCAUCUAUACCCAGAUUCCCUCGCUAUUCCCGUCCAAUACAUUACCUGCUACCAGUCGCAGUCGUAAUAGCGGCGUACGCUCUCGCGAAAUUCUCGAAUCCUAACUUUUCGCACCUGCAUUCCUUCCGCCCUCAAAAGACUUCCUCCUCGCAACCCAUCUUUCUGACGCCCACCAUGUCCACCCCCGGAUCAAUUGCUCCCGGGCGUCCGGAGACACUAACGAAAGAGGAGGAAGCCAAGCUAAAGGAGUUCUGGAACACAGCACUGAAAGUAUUCGGCGUGAGUGCACCGGAAGGUUCCGAGUCCCCUUCCCAAGCCCCUGCUACUGCCGAGGAGAACGGCGACCCCGUGACGUCGCACACCUCACCGGACAAGAAGAAGAAAACGCUCGGGAGACUGCUUAGCCGGAAGGAAAAAACUGGCGCUCCAAGGAAGGAGCCGCCAGCCGCGACCGAUGCGGGUGCUGACAUAGCGCUUGACGCCUCGGAUGACAAGUAUGGUCACACAAAGGAGUUCAAAGCUGCGCUAGCCUCGCAGACCCCGUCCGAAUUGCGAGAUGCCUUCUGGAGCAUGGUUAAGUGCGACAACCCUGACGCGCUGCUGCUGAGGUUUCUGAGGGCGAGAAAGUGGGACGUGGACAAGGCGCUGGUAAUGAUGGUCGCUACCAUGAAUUGGAGGUCCAAGGACAUGAAUGUACAAACUGUUGUCGGGAAGGGCGAAGGCGGAGCAGCAGCGGAGAAGGAUAAUGACUUUAUGAUGCAGUUGCGUAUGGGAAAGUGUUAUCUCCAUGGACUGGACAAAGAAGGCCGCCCUAUAUGUUUUGUCCGAGUGAGACUGCAUAAGCAGGGUGAGCAGAGUGAGGAGAGCCUUGAACGGUACACAGUCUACAUCAUGGAGACGGCCAGGCUGAUGUUGCAGCCUCCGGUUGACACUGCUGCGGUUGUCUUUGAUAUGACUGGGUUUUCUAUGGCGAACAUGGAUUACGCCCCUGUAAAAUACCUGAUCAAAUGCUUCGAAGCUCACUACCCCGAGAGUCUCGGAAUCUGCCUCGUACAUAAAGCCCCAUGGUUGUUCUCAAGCAUCUGGGCCGUAAUCAAAGGCUGGCUCGACCCCGUCGUCGCCUCCAAAAUCCACUUUACCAAAACAAUCGAAGACAUGGAAGCCUUCAUCCCUAAAGAAAACAUCCCCAGAGAACUGGGCGGCAGCGAGGACUGGACCUACACAUACGUAGAGCCAACCCCCGACGAGAAUGUCCCGCUGGAAGACGAGGCACGCAAAAACACGCUCCAAUCCGCCCGCGGGGAGCUAGUCCGUAAAUACGAGAGCGCGACGCACGCGUGGAUUGCCGGCGGCGAAGCGGGUGAGAUUGCUGCUGCGGAGCGUAAAGCUAUCGCUAGGAAGCUAGCCACCGGGUACUGGGAGAUGGAUAAAAACUUGCGCGCUAGGACGGUUUAUGAUCGUACCGGUGUGCUGUUGCCGAAUGGUCAGGUGGACUUUUAUGGUCAUAGAAAGAAAAACGCUGGUGCGGUGGAGACUUCGGAGGAUGACAUUGAUUAGUUUGAUUUUUGUGAUGGUUUUUUAUUUUAUUUCAUCUUUCUCUUGUUUGGAGGAGGAGGAGGAGGAAGGGUGAGGGUAAUGGUUUUUGAAAGUUUUUGAGUAUGAUAUGAUAGGCUAGAUACCAUGAUCUGCGGGGUUGGAGGUGGGAGUUGGGAUGGGAUGAGGUGGCUUUAGAUAGGUUUUUUUUUUUUUUUUUGGUUUGUUUAGAGGGCUUAUCGUACUUCUAGAGAUAUAUUUGCCGAGCGGGAGAGGGGAGAUACCGGUGACGUCUGAUUAAUACUUGCAAUCAUAUCAUGUAUUGUAUAAAUUGCGCUUGUGGGUAUGUAACUAUAUAGAGCGCUUUCUUUCUUUCUUUUUUUUUUUUUAAAAAAAAAGGGGAGGGGGAAACAAGAAA
Molecule: messenger RNA, 1958 nt
Organism: Tuber melanosporum (Perigord truffle)
Lineage: Eukaryota; Fungi; Ascomycota; Pezizomycetes; Pezizales; Tuberaceae
Exons: 5
Coding region: 182-1564 (460 amino acids)
Source: RefSeq, a predicted model, not a curated record